CCCACACACUCUGCCGGGCUACGGGGGAGGGAAAUCCCUCUGCCUUUUCUAGUCACACACUUGGCAAUUAGAUGAAAAGCUGCAGAGACCGGGUAGUCUCUCUCACACUCACAAACACACACACUCACUCACACACACACACAACUGGUGCGUGGGGAGCCAGGAGUCUCAGUCCGUUUUGCUGGAAGAUCUGCCCUUCGAGGCAAGGUGCAGGGGAACCCAAACAGACCCGAGGAUUUCCCGAGGACCAGUUAUUGACCAGAUUACAGCACCGCUCAUUUCGCUGGGAUCAGACCGGGACACUGGAACCUGCUUGACCAGCCCCUGACCCUGUCCCCCAGGGGGUGGUGGUGGUGUUGAGGGGUGACAGGGCUUCCUGAGAUGAAGGAGAGCCGCUCCAGCUCAGGAACCGCUCAGGGCGAUGGUGGCAGGGCGCGGGGCGAUCAGGAGGAGGCUUCCUGCCUAGGGAAGUGACCGCGGUGGCCCCAAUGUCUGCGUUCCUGCUGCUCUGUGCACUCCUGCACCUGGGACCCCACUGCAGUCCGGCCGCAUCGUACAGUCCGUGCACAGAUUUGCAACCACAGGAUCUCCUGUCUGAAGUUAUUGAAGCCCCUUGGCCACAGAUGAACGGGUUCAGGAUGGUCCAGGAACGUGGAGCCCGUGGACUGCGACUCAGUCAGAAUGUGAAAGCAGCCAGCUUCCCAGCCUCUCACAUCUUCAAAAUCUGUAGCUACUUCCCGACUGAAUUCUCCAUUGUCAUCACACUGAAAGUGAACUACCUGCCACCGAAGAAAAACGAGUACAUCUUCACUUUGCUCCAGGAGAGUUCAAGCCACAUGCUGCUGGGGCUGAGGCUCUCGUCUGACAAGCUCCACCUUGAGUUCUCCCAGAGCGACCACCCUUACAGCCACAGGAAGAGGGCCACCUUCCGAGACCUCCAUCUAGCUGAUCGACACUGGCACACCCUGGUGCUGGCUGUAACAGCCAACAUUGUGUCUCUCACCAUAGACUGUUGCCCACCUAUAGACAUGUUCCUGGACGUUUUAUUCCCUGAACAGUUGAACACUGCCAAUUCUCGAUUCUACGUCGGGAGCAGGAGAAGACGGAAAGGAUUGUUUUCAGGUUUACUGAGACAGCUGGUGCUGCUUCCAGGAUCUGAUGCUACUCAAAGAAUCUGCCCGAAUCCCAGUCCCAGAUUAGCUGCCCUCUCAGUCCCAAAGAUCCUGACGGAGCUCCCCUUCAAGCCAUUGGAUCCUGACAUCGGGAAGUAUCCUUAUGAAACAGACUUGAAGGUGACAAUUGGAAGCCACCCACCCUGCACUGAGACUGAAAUCAGCCGCCUCUGGUUUGAUGUUUUCAAGAAAGACCUUUAUAUCUGCGAUGGGAAGACUUGGGUGUCAAUCUUACAAGCUAAGGAAAGACUCGACUAUGUGGAAAACUAUCAAAAUCUGGUGACCAACUCCGAAACACUAGAUGUGGAAAUCUUUGAAAUCCCAAACAUUGGACUCUUUGCCGCCACAGCCAAUAGGAAGCCCCAGCCAGGUUCAACGAUCUUCAAGUGGUUAAAUGGGAGAUUUGAGCCAUAUCAGAACAUCACAACGUAUGAAGCCCAAGCCUGGAAACACUUCUCCAUUGGCCCUGAGGUUUUCCUGGCCGUGGCCAAUUUUGAAAAGAAUGAACGGAACCAGGAGUAUUCAGUCAUCUACAGAUGGAGCCAGAGGAGGCUGCGGUUUGUUCUGUACCAGAGACUACCAACUCACAGUGCCCGUGACUGGGAGGCCUUCCAGAUCGAUGGGGAGACUUUCCUUGCUGUGGCCAAUCAUCGUGAAGGAAACAAUCACAACAUUGACAGCAUCAUUUACAAGUGGAACCCCAACGCCCGUAUGUUUGAAAGGAACCAGACCAUCCCAACCUCAGGAGCCUAUGACUGGGAAUUCUUUACAAUCGGACCCUAUUCCUUUCUGGUGGUGGCGAACACCUUCAAUGGGACAUCAACCCGGAUCUACUCUCGGAUUUACAUCCAGCUAGGAGGAAUGUUCCGACUUUUCCAGUCAAUCCCAACAUUUGGUGCUACUGACUGGGAGGUUUUCCGCGUUCAAGAAAGAGUGUUUCUGGCAGUUGCAAACAGCCAGAGCUAUGAGACAGGGGCAGUGAAUAGAGUCAACGCCUUCAAUAUUAACUCUACCAUCUAUGAACUCAACAUCACUGCCCAGAUGUUUGUCAAGUUUCAAGACAUUCCAACAAACAGUGCAGUUGACUGGGAGUUCUUCACUGUGGGUGAUGACAGUUUUCUGGUCGUGGCCAACUCUUUUGAUGGCUCCAAGUUUUUUUUAAACAGUGUUAUAUACAGGUGGCAGGGUUAUGAAAGUUUUGUUCCAGUCCACCAGCUCCCAACAUAUGGAUGCACAGACUGGGAAAAGUUCCACACAGCAGAUGGCUCAUACCUCAUCUAUUCCAGUGCAAAGGAACGCAUUUCCAAGGUGCUCAAACUGAAGACUUAUUGACAAAGGGGACAAGUCAGUCAACACUCUGCUGAAAAAGCAUUGAAUUCAAGUUCAAGAUCCUUCAGCUCACUCAAGUGACCAGUCAGCCCAAAAGGUCUUUCUCACAGGGAGCAGUUUCCCUUGCUAACCAGGUUUUGUAUUAGCAGGAUGGGCAAUCCUUACUUUGUUUGAAGGAUUCCUUUUUCAUUUCUGGGAUUAGGAGAUUACAUUGAGCACUGAAAAGAAGGCACCAUUGGAUUUUUCUUUAGUAAUCUUUAUGAAUUUGCUGCUCAGUUAUUUUCCCUGUACUACCAUGAACAUGUGACUGGAAGAACUGACUGAGUGCAGAUGCUCUAUUGAGGUGAUGAGACGUGAAGAUGAAUAUGCCAUGAUAUAUGGCAUUCUUGGAUGGACAGAGAAUUUGACCUAUAAGCGAUUUUUAUUUAUUUAUAUAGAUUUAUAUAUAGGAUAAAUAUAUAAUAACUGUGUAUACUUACACACACGGUACUCCCAGCAGUGUCCAUAUUGCUACAUGGAUUGAUGUUUCCAUUUGGACAAAUUUCUUGGCUAAAAGGCAGGGAGCAGGCCUCCCACCCCACGGUUACUGCUUUGAUCUCAUUCCCAUGGCUCGCCUUACUCUGCACUAUAUAGAACCAUUCUCAUCUCGUCGCCUAGCUGAGCUGAAUGAAAGCAAUUGAAAACCUCACACAGAAGAACCAAGGGGAAAUAAGUUUGUUGAGGAACCAUUAUGAAAGGUAACAAUGUCUAAUGGUUUUGCAGGAUCUGUCUUCAACUUCCCUUGGAGGCGGAGCCAGGGCAAAAUAUAGGAGAACCUCUUAAAAGCAAACAACUAGCUCAUCUUCACUUAGGGUGCAGGUAUACCUCAAAGUGUUAUAUUGCAAGUUCUGCGCAAAUUGACAGACUGUGGUUUGAUACCCACUGGUUAGAGCCUCAAUCUGAUUGGAAUGUUGUAGCAAGGAAGGGCUAGGAGAUAAGGAACAUUCCUAAUUCCUUUGACUUUUAUGAGCUACUUCAUCCAAUCUGUGUUUUGAAUUUAUUUGAAACUGCUGCUCUGUACUAGGAAGAACAGGAAAUGUAAUUGUCCCUUUGUGUCUGCCUGGGCUGGGAAACUAAACUGGACCUGGGAAAAGGAAACUGAAUUGUGGUUUGAAUGGGAGUACCAAGCUGCACGGGACAGGCCAGACAACAGGAAACUACAUAAAGCUACGGCAUCAAAAUGUAACUGGCCUGGAACUUCUAACCAAACCUGGAUUUGGAACAUAAAACACUACCUAAGCUGGAACUUUGAGAUCAGGUUCCCAAUUCAGUCAGACCAGGAGAACAUGUGUCUUCCUCACAAGGAACCUUCCGGAAACAUCUUUGCGCAGGGUAUCUGGAAUUGUAUCAGAAAACAAUAGGUUUACUCUGGUAUC
This is a messenger RNA of Hemiscyllium ocellatum (epaulette shark), 3916 nucleotides long. Its product is annotated as thrombospondin-type laminin G domain and EAR repeat-containing protein-like. The transcript has 12 exons. The coding region runs from base 489 to 2504 and encodes 671 amino acids. Gene Ontology annotation, biological process: signal transduction. NCBI's taxonomy places the organism in Eukaryota, Metazoa, Chordata, Chondrichthyes, Orectolobiformes, Hemiscylliidae. The record is from RefSeq and is a predicted model, not a curated record.